Molecule: messenger RNA, 645 nt
Organism: Thelazia callipaeda (thelaziosis nematode)
Lineage: Eukaryota; Metazoa; Nematoda; Chromadorea; Rhabditida; Thelaziidae
Source: the annotation of a GenBank genome assembly
AUGAGUGUAUCAUUUAAUUCUGAUGAUGUUGACGAUGAUGAUACUCCACAGUUAUCUGCUGAAGCCAUGCAUGCAUUGGCAGAAUUCUAUCUUGAAAUGGAUAUGAGUAGUGAAGCUAAUGUUGAAGAAAAUUGGCAGUUGAGCCAGUUUUGGUAUUCUGAAGAGACCGCAUCAAAACUUUCUCAAGAAUGCACAACAUGUAUUGGUUACGAAGGGAGGAUUGCUUGCAUAUCAUGCCCAACGCUUCUUGAUCAUCUUUUAAAAUAUGAUUGUAUUGCAUCAGGACGUGUGAAAGUAACACUUUUUGAAUAUGAUACUCGAUUUGCUACUAAAUUUCCUGAGGAAUUCGUCUUCUAUGACUAUCGAAAACCUUUGGAAAUACCAGAAUUUUAUCAUAAUGCAUUUGAUUUAAUUAUUAUUGAUCCACCGUUCUUGUCAGAUGAAUGUUUAAUUAAAAUUGCACAAACAGUGCAGUUUUUAUCUCGUUUCACAGGAACAAAAAUAUUGGUUUGUACAGGAUUGGUUAUGGCAGACCUUGUCAAAAAAUUGUUUAAUGCUCAUAAAUGUGAAUUUCGACCUUCGCACAAGCACAAUCUGGCCAAUGAAUUUGUCUGCUACGCUAAUUAUGAUGUCGCAGUUUUAUAA